Folsomia candida is the source of this 1146-nucleotide messenger RNA. RefSeq names its product 1-phosphatidylinositol phosphodiesterase-like. Gene Ontology annotation, molecular function: phosphoric diester hydrolase activity. NCBI's taxonomy places the organism in Eukaryota, Metazoa, Arthropoda, Collembola, Entomobryomorpha, Isotomidae. The coding region runs from base 64 to 1119 and encodes 351 amino acids. The record is from RefSeq and is a predicted model, not a curated record. The transcript has 4 exons. Gene Ontology annotation, biological process: lipid metabolic process.
UAUAAGAAAGGCACAAGUCAUGCUGGAUGCAGCUAUAAUUUUUCGAAAUAAUAAUUUUUCGAAAUGUUUUCCUUGCUAUUAAGAGUUACAAUUCUAACUGUGGUGAUUUCUAUUGCAGAAAGUCAUCGUCAUGUGGCCUACAGUCAUGACGAAUCCUUGCCAACUUUUCGUGGAAACUGGAUGUCCAACUUAUCCGACAGCACUUAUCUUCAUAAACUGUCAUUAGCUGGAACUCACGAUAGUAUGGCAUUUUAUGGGGGAUUCACUACACAAACGCAGUCGAUUCCUUUAAUGGACCAAUUGGUGGGUGGUAUCCGGGUAUUAGAUAUUAGAUGUCGACAUUAUGAAGACUCUUUUCCCAUACAUCAUGGAUUUAUAUUUCAAAAAACUUAUUUCGGCACUGUUUUAAAGACGAUUGUCGAGUUUCUUGACAAAUAUCCCUCGGAAAUGAUUAUGAUGCGCUUCCGAGACGAGUAUGAAGAAGGAAAGAAUACAAAAACCUUUUGGGAAAUUUAUGAUGAAUAUGUUGCUCCGUAUAAAGCAAAAUAUUUGUGGACCCCAACAACUAACCGACCUACGCUGGGCGAAGUCAGAGGAAAAAUCGUGCUUCUAGACGACUACACCAGAUACAACGCUUCAACCACAAGCACUUUGGCGUCGCCAUACGGCUUAUACUACGGCAACAAAAACGACUUUUCUAUUCAAGAUGAAUAUGAAAUAUUAACAAACUUUGAAUUGGGGAAAAAGUGGAAAUUUGUCAAGGACCAAUUAAUUCUCGCAAAUUCAACUGGAGGGGAAAAGUUUUUCAUAAAUUAUUUAUCUGCAUCUAGCGUACCCACAGCCGUAUUUCCCUUUUUUGUCGCAAGUGGGCACAUGACCGAGGGUACUAGUUCUGACCGUCUUUACACCGGAUUUACUGAUCCAGUGGGAAAAUCAAUGUUUCCAGAUUUUCCAAGACUGCAUUGUGUUUUUGGAAUUUGCAUGUACUAUUUCGAGGGAACGAAUAUUCUCACUUGGGAAUUUAUUCAAAAAGAGAAGCCACGGUUUGUGGGCAUUAUUUAUUCUGAUUUUCCUGGGGACGGUCUUAUCGAAGCCGUAAACAGUUUGAAUUUUCAAUAGUAAUAAAAACAUUUAAAAUCAUUAAUA